UCGCAGAUAUGCCCUCGGGGGCGCGCCUCCUUCUUAUCCCCUCUCUCUCUCUGCCUGCCCCUGCCCCUGCCCCUGCCCGCCUCUCUCUGUCUCCUCCCUCCUUCCCUUUCCCCUCCCAAGGCCAGGCUUGCCCUCGUCUCCCUCCGGUCCAGGAAUCCGCCAUGAAGGGGGCCAAAUCCAAGGGCGCCGCCAAGGCAGAUGCCAAGUUGGCGGUGAAGAGCAAGGGAGCGGAGAAGCCCGCCAAGGGCAGGAAGGGAAAGGCCGGCAAGGACCCCAACAAGCCCAAGAGGGCGCCCAGCGCCUUCUUCGUCUUCAUGGAGGAAUUCCGCAAGGAGUUCAAGGAGAAGAACCCUAAGAACAAGUCUGUUGCGGAGGUGGGAAAAGCAGCCGGUAACAGGUGGAAAUCCCUGACAGAUGCGGACAAGGCUCCUUAUGUAGCCAAGGCCAAUAAGCUCAAGUCGGAGUACAACAAGGCCAUUGCCGCCUACAACAAGGGCGAGAGCACUGCUGCUGCCAAGAAGGCUCCUGCCAAGGAGGAAGAGGAGGAAGAUGAAGAGGAGUCUGACAAGUCAAAGUCCGAGGUCAAUGAUGAGGAUGAUGACGAGGGUAGUGAGGAGGAGGAAGACGAUGACGAGUGAACUCAGCUGAAGAUGAUGUGCUCCACUGAACGAUGGAGUGGUGAAUGCAAAGGCCCCGUGGCGGGAAUUAUAAGGAGCCUAUCCUAUCUACUAGAAUUAUUCAGUUUCACUUCACAUCGUGAUGUUUUACUUUUGUCGUCCUAUAACGGAUAGCGCUCCUUGUUGGCGCCACCGGCGUCUGGCGGGAUGCAAUGCCCCGCUUGUUACCUAGAUUACUGUUUCCAUCGUCAUCGGCUAAUAUUGUGAUAAUAUCAGUUUGGGUAAUGUUAGAUGAAGUAAUCAUUGUUGUCUUUGGUUA
Messenger RNA from Setaria italica (foxtail millet), 936 nucleotides. RefSeq names its product DNA-binding protein MNB1B. The coding region runs from base 9 to 638 and encodes 209 amino acids. NCBI's taxonomy places the organism in Eukaryota, Viridiplantae, Streptophyta, Magnoliopsida, Poales, Poaceae. The record is from RefSeq and is a predicted model, not a curated record. The transcript is spliced from 8 exons.